GCAAUGGGGGCAUUGGAAGGGCAGGUGGAGCCAGUGGCAUUGAUUGCAGUAACCUGAUCCCCAGGGGGAGGUGGCGACAUCAGCGGCGGCCAUGUAGCAGCGGCAGGAGGAAGCACCCUGCAGCUGAGGGCUGGACGGCAGCACUGGGACCCGGGCGGUGGGCAGCUGCUGCCUCCUCUCCAGCCCAUCCAUUUUUAAUGAGCUCCCCAGGCAUCUGCAGCAGGCAGGACACAGACAGGCAGGCCCAGGCUGUGGAGGCCGGAGGCCACAGCCCUGCCUUGCUUGAGCCCUGGCCCCCCCACCCCACUGGGCAUGAGAGGCCAGCCCUGGGGCCCCACAGCCCCCAGGCCAGGCCGGGCUCUCCAUGCAGCUGGCGCUGAAGAUGGAUUCGAGCCCAGACAAUGACAGCUGGUUGGAGGACCGGUGGGAGCACUGGCUCACCCAUGACAUCAGCUUGGAAGAGUUUGAGGAUGAAGACCUCUCAGAGAUCACUGAUGAGUGUGGCAUCAGCCUGCAGUGCAAAGAUACCCUGUCCCUGCGGCCCCCGCGCUCCGGGCUGCUGUCUGCGGGCGGCGGCAGUGUGGUGAGCCGGCUGCAGGCCGAGAUGCUGCAGAUGGACCUGAUCGACGCAGCGGGGGACACUCUCGGCGCCGAGGAUGACGAGGAGGAGGACGAGGAGCGUGCAGCACGGCGCCCAGGAGCGGGACCGCCCAAGGCUGAGUCUGGCCAGGAGCCCGGCCCCCGCAGCCAGAGCCAGGGCCCAGGCAGCGGCGACACGUACCGGCCCAAGCGGCCCACCACGCUCAACCUCUUCCCGCAGGUGCCGCGGUCUCAGGACACACUGAAUAAUAAUUCUCUUGGCAAAAAGCACAGUUGGCAGGAUCGGGUGUCUCGAUCAUCCUCACCCCUCAAGACAGGGGAGCAGACGCCGCCCCAUGAACACAUCUGCCUGAGUGAUGAGCUGCCACCCCAGGGCAGCCCCGCCCCCACCAAGGACUGCGGCACUUCCACCGACAGCCCUUGUCGUCGCAGCGCUGCCACCCAGAUGGCACCUCUGGGUGGCCCCCCUGCUGCCACCCCUGGUGGUUUGGGCCACUCCCAUCGGGACCGAAUCCACUACCAGGCCGAUGUGCGGCUGGAGGCCACAGAGGAGAUCUACCUGACGCCAGUGCAGAGGCCCCCGGACACCACAGAGCCUGCCUCGGCCUUCCUGCCGCCUGCAGAGAGCCGGAUGUCAGUCAGCUCCGACCCGGACCCUGCCGCCUACCCCUCUGCAGCAGGCCGGCCUCACCCCUCCAUCAGUGAGGAGGACGAGGGCUUCGACUGCCUGUCAUCCCCGGAGCGGGCCGAGCCACCAGGUGGAGGGUGGCGAGGGAGCCUGGGGGAGCCGCCACCCCCACGGGCCUCGCUGAGCUCAGACACCAGCGCACUGUCCUACGACUCGGUCAAGUACACGCUGGUGGUGGAUGAGCACGCGCAGCUGGAGCUUGUGAGCCUGCGGCCGUGCUUUGGAGACUACAGUGACGAGAGCGACUCGGCCACUGUCUACGACAACUGCGCGUCCGCCUCAUCGCCCUAUGAGUCGGCCAUUGGGGAGGAGUACGAGGAGGCGCCCCGGCCCCGGCCCCCCGCCUGCCUCUCAGAGGACUCUACGCCCGACGAGCCCGAUGUCCACUUCUCCAGGAAGUUCCUGAACGUCUUCAUGAGUGGCCGCUCGCGCUCCUCCAGUGCCGAGUCUUUCGGGCUGUUCUCCUGUGUCAUCAACGGGGAGGAGCGGGAACAAACCCACCGGGCCAUAUUCAGGUUUGUGCCUCGACAUGAAGAUGAACUUGAGCUAGAGGUGGACGACCCCCUCCUGGUGGAGCUGCAGGCCGAGGACUAUUGGUACGAGGCCUACAACAUGCGCACUGGUGCCCGUGGGGUCUUUCCUGCCUACUAUGCCAUCGAGGUCACCAAGGAGCCUGAGCACGUGGCAGCCCUGGCCAAAAACAUUGACUGGGUGGAUCAGUUCCGGGUGAAGUUCCUGGGCUCGGUCCAGGUUCCCUAUCACAAGGGCAAUGACGUCCUCUGUGCCGCUAUGCAAAAGAUUGCCACCACCCGCCGACUCACCGUGCACUUUAACCCGCCCUCCAGCUGUGUCCUGGAGAUCAGUGUGAGAGGGCUGAAGAUAGGCGUCAAGGCUGACGACUCCCAGGAGGCCAAGGGGAAUAAAUGUAGCCACUUUUUCCAGCUAAAAAACAUCUCUUUCUGUGGAUACCAUCCAAAGAACAACAAGUACUUUGGGUUUAUCACCAAGCACCCUGCCGACCACCGGUUUGCCUGCCACGUCUUUGUGUCUGAAGACUCCACCAAAGCCCUGGCAGAAUCCGUGGGGCGCGCAUUCCAGCAGUUCUACAAGCAGUUUGUGGAGUACACCUGCCCCACGGAGGACAUCUACCUGGAGUAGCAGCCACCUCUGCACCCCCGGCCCCCAGCCCAUGCAGGACAGCAAGCUGUGGACAGGUCACAGCACUGCUCGGGAGGGAUACUACCACCACUGGAGGAUGGAAGUGGGGUCCGCUGGUGCAGGGUGGGGGACAGGGGUGGCGGGAGACACAGGCAUGGGAUAUGGUAACAAAAGUGUAACAUAUGGAUCAGAUCCACCUAUGGAGGACAGCGGGCUGCCCGGGGACGGAAGGCCUCAAAGGAUGUCCAUCCUGGGGACACGGGCCCAGCCCUGUCGCGGGCCUUACUUCCCCUGCCGGAGCCCUGGCUCCUGCCUCGACAAAGCCCAUGCCACCUGCAAGUGCCCACUGUCCCCGGCCCAGCCCCUACCAAGAGCUCUGAGCUCAGGCCGAGCCUGGCCACCUCCCAAGGACUUUCCAGGAAGGAAAUGGCAGUGGGCAAAGGUGAAGUUGCUGUUCUCUGCUCUUGCCAUGGCUCCCACCCGCAGGCCUGGCACGCUGGCCCCGGCAGGGAGAGGCAGCCUCUGACCAUGGUCCUGUCACCCUGGCCACGACUAUUAAAGUGCCAUCUCCUGUCUGGA
This is a messenger RNA of Heterocephalus glaber (naked mole-rat), 3025 nucleotides long. RefSeq names its product mitogen-activated protein kinase 8 interacting protein 1 (gene Mapk8ip1). Gene Ontology annotation, cellular component: cytoplasm. Lineage: Eukaryota; Metazoa; Chordata; Mammalia; Rodentia; Bathyergidae. Gene Ontology annotation, biological process: JNK cascade; regulation of JNK cascade. Gene Ontology annotation, molecular function: MAP kinase scaffold activity; JUN kinase binding. The record is from RefSeq and is a predicted model, not a curated record.